AUAUAUCGUAUCCUCUUUACUUGAAAAUCUUUAGGUACUUAUAAAUAAGAUCGACCCCCUUACCUUUAGAUACAUUAGCGCCAGAGUAUACUAGUGAAUCAAUCGCGAUUGCGUUCGAGAGUAAGGGGGCUGAUCAUAAAAAAGUAAUUAAUAGACCCUCACAUUACUAUUAAUGUCUUCCUAUAGGACUCGAUCCAACCAUCCUAUUCUACAUGGGUAAUAACCGGUCCCGUGAUCUGGACUACACUGAUGCGCUGUUCGUCGACAUUCUCCACACCGGUGCGGGCAUCCUCGGACAAUGGGGGCCUAAUGGUCAUGCCGAUUUCUAUGUUAAUGGGGGUUCCAGCCAACCAGGAUGCGCGCACGAUACCAUAUUCCAAACCCUGUCGUGUGACCAUACUAAAGUGACUCCUUACUUCAUAGAGUCUAUUAACAGUAAGGAAGGCUUCUGGGCGGGCCCAUGCCCCAGUCUGUUCUCGUACUUAAUAGGCUGGUGUGAGCCUAAAGAUUCAGAAUAUGUCUUAAUGGGUGAACAUGUCACGCGCAAGUAAGUAGUAAAAUAUAAUACAAUUAUGGUCUGGUCCUGGCGAAAAAAUU
Diatraea saccharalis (sugarcane borer) is the source of this 597-nucleotide messenger RNA. NCBI's taxonomy places the organism in Eukaryota, Metazoa, Arthropoda, Insecta, Lepidoptera, Crambidae. The record is from the annotation of a GenBank genome assembly.